AUGAUAAAAGAAGAAUCUAAAUUUGAAGACAUUAAAAUACCUGGAACUAUCCAUUUGGUGGAUAUCGAAGGUACAUUGGAUGUUAAGCAUGAAGAAGAUGAUAAUAUUGUUUUAAUUCCUCAACCAACUGAUGAUCCAGAAGAUCCAUUGAAUUGGAGUAAAUGGAGAAAAAGAAAAGUUGCUUUAUGUCUUUUAUUGGCUGUUUUCGUUGGUGAUAUUCUCACUACAUCCCUUUCAGCUGUUUUAUUAGUUAUUGAAGAAGAUACUGGUAUUUCAUUAGCUGAUUUAAAUACUGGUGUCGGAAUUCAAUAUUUAUUCUUUGGUUGGUCCAAUCUCUUAUGGCAACCUCUUGGUUUAACUUUUGGUAGACGUCCUGUUAUUUUAUUUUGUGGUUUAGGAUGUAUGCUCUGUACAGUUUGGACAUCUUAUGUGACAAGUACUGGUGAAUGGUAUGCUAAUAGACUUAUAUGUGGAACUUUCUAUGGACCAAUUGAGACUUUAAUCGAAAUCUCCAUAGCCGAUAUAUAUCAAGUUCAUCUUCGUGGAGGUUGGAUUGCCUGGUAUUGUUGGACCUUAUUUAAUGUUCCAUUCUUAAGUGGUAUAGUUGCAGGAUUUAUUUCAGAUGAUAAAGGCUGGAGAUGGAUUCAAUUCAUUGCAGCAAUCAUUUCUUCCGCUUGUCUUAUCAUAAUGUUUUUCUUCAUGGAAGAAACUAUGUUUUACCGUGAUCAUGCUUUAGAAUUAGGUCUGGUUGAGGAAAUAAAAUCUGACGGAUCAUCACUGGAACCACUGGAACUUGAACCAAAAAGUUCAAACUAUAAAGUUGAAAUUGAUAAACUUGAUAGUUCUGAAGUAUUACCAAAGUCCUAUCAAACUAAAACAUUUGCUCAAAGGCUUAAGUUUUGGGGAGCAAGAGAUCCAAGACAAAAGAAUGUAUUUUGGCAGUCAAUGUAUAUGCCAUUCGUUCUAGUUCAGUUUAUUCCAAUUUUGUAUGCUGGUCUUACAGUUGGUGUUGUACUUAGUGUUUUCAAUGUUGUUAAUGCAACCAUCUCAACUGUUCUUUCAUCUCCUCCUUAUAAUUUUUCAGCUAACAUGAUUGGAGUCUUUUUCAUUUCUCCAGCUAUUGGAAUAACCAUUGGUUCUUAUUUUUCAGGUGCAAUUGUUGAUAAAUUUACAAUUAUACAAGCAAGAAAAGGUAAAGGUUUUAGAGAACCAGAAUCUCGUCUUUGGCUUGCGGUUGUACCAAUGAUUAUCCAUCCAUUUGGAUGUUUACUUUAUGGAAUUGGAGCCUCACAUGGAAUUCAUUGGAUUGGUUUGGCAUUUGGGUUAGGUAUGAUUUGUUCAACAUUUCCAAUUGGAUCAGCCAUUGCUAUCAAUUAUAUCAUUGAUUGUUAUAAAGAAGUAUCUGGUGAUGGACUAGUUACUAUGAUUUUAAUUCGUAAUAGUAUGGGGUUUGGCUUUAGUUAUGCAGUGACUCCAUGGUUACAAGCCGUUGGAACUCAAAAUCUUUAUAUUGCCAUAGCUUUUAUCGGAGUUUUCUUUUGGUCACUUUCAUUUAUAAUGAUUGCGUUUGGUAAAAAGUUCAGAAAGUCAAAUGCAGCUGCUUACUGGAAUUUAGUUGAAAAGCAUGAACUAAAGGCUCAUUGA
Molecule: messenger RNA, 1644 nt
Organism: Scheffersomyces amazonensis
Lineage: Eukaryota; Fungi; Ascomycota; Pichiomycetes; Serinales; Debaryomycetaceae
Product: MFS general substrate transporter
Exons: 1
Coding region: 1-1644 (547 amino acids)
Biological process (GO): transmembrane transport
Cellular component (GO): plasma membrane
Molecular function (GO): transmembrane transporter activity
Source: RefSeq, a predicted model, not a curated record